GUAUCGACUCUUUCUUGUUUACACAUUUAUCCAAUCUAACUCAUUAAAAAAUCCAACAAUGGAAGAACUGUGUCGCGUUUGCAUGGAAAACUCUGAUAUUUUGACGGAUAUAUUUGCCCCUCUAAUAAACUUACAGACAAAACGGGAACCUGAAAUCAGUAUGGCCGACAUACUCAACGAACUAACAGGCUGCAAUAUGAUUGUUAAUUACAAUAGUGAACUGCCCCAAUAUAUUUGCACAAAUUGCAUGAAGGGAGCAAAAGCGGCAUUGGAUUUCAAACGCAUGGUGGAAAGGAACAGUGAACGCUUUAUGGAGCUACACAGCAUGCCCGGAGAUCAGAAGAGUAAAGUGAAACUGAAACAGGAAGAAGACGACCUCAUUGCCAUCUGCAAUAUGCUCAAUGCAGAGGAUUUGCAACUUAUGGACAACCUGGAAGAGGAAACAAAAGAGUUGCAUAUUGAAGCGAAUGCAACGCACCAUUACAACACCCGACGGAAGAGAAUAAACAGACACAGCGUAUCGAGCAUGAGCAGCGAGAGCUUCUUGACCGAAAGCGGCCAAGACUAUGAGGACGAGAAGAAGAGUUCUCUUGCAUGUCCCUACUGCCAAAUUGUUCAAAGCAGCAAAGGCAACCUAAAGGCCCAUCUGCGCACACACACCGGAGAGCGACCUUUUAAGUUUGCAGCGUGUCCGAAGUCCUGUGCAGAGGAUUUACAACUUAUGGACAACCUGGAAGAGGAAACGAAAGAAUUGAAUAUUGAAGUGAAUUCAAAGCAUCAUUACAACACCCGACAGAAGAGACUGAACAGAUACAGUGUAUCGAACAUGAGCAGCGAGAGCUUCUUGACCGAAAGCGGCCAAGACUAUGAGGACGAGAAGAAGAGUUCUCUUGCAUGUCCCUACUGCCAAAUUGUUCAGAGCAGCAAAGGCAACCUAAAGGCCCAUCUGCGCACACACACUGGGGAACGUCCAUUCCAGUGCCCCCACUGCCCAAGGACAUUCACUCAAAAGCAUAAUAUGACCGUGCACAUACGCACGCACACCGGAGAGCGUCCUUUUAAGUGUGCAGCGUGUCCAAAGUCCUUUGCUCAGCUUGCGGGUUUAAUUGCCCACAAUCGCAGACGUCCAUGGGAUCACAUAUUGGGAUCGAAACAUGUAAUUAAACAAAAACGUCUUAAAAAAUAUCGUCGCAUGAAGGUGCAUAACUAAUGACCAUAUAAUCUAAUAAAUCAAACAUGACCUAUCAAAUAAAA
Drosophila montana is the source of this 1254-nucleotide messenger RNA. Its product is annotated as zinc finger protein Xfin-like. Gene Ontology annotation, biological process: regulation of transcription by RNA polymerase II. Lineage: Eukaryota; Metazoa; Arthropoda; Insecta; Diptera; Drosophilidae. Gene Ontology annotation, cellular component: nucleus. The coding region runs from base 59 to 1210 and encodes 383 amino acids. Gene Ontology annotation, molecular function: zinc ion binding; DNA-binding transcription factor activity, RNA polymerase II-specific. The record is from RefSeq and is a predicted model, not a curated record. The transcript has a single exon.